Messenger RNA from Cyclocybe aegerita, 1656 nucleotides. NCBI's taxonomy places the organism in Eukaryota, Fungi, Basidiomycota, Agaricomycetes, Agaricales, Hemipholiotaceae. The record is from the annotation of a GenBank genome assembly.
AUGAACGGGUUCACCCCCAAUAACAGCGCGUCCACCAGUUCGAACCGUUUCCACGGUGACUUUCCUCAGCAGCAUUCGAAUCAACCUCUUUUCGCAAACGGACUUCUUCCAACACAUCUGCAUCAACACCAGCAACCUCAAUCUGUGCACAAUUCGCAGCACCAAUGGCAGCAGCAUCAGAUCCCACCCAACGUACCAGCUCCACAAAUGAACGUCCAACAACAAGCCAUGGUAAAUCAAGCUUGGGGAAACCCAAUGCCCAUCCCCCAGCAAUUUCCGAAUAUGAAUAUGCUACCAAUGGGCUCUUUUAACAUGCCCUUCCUGUCCCAACAAAUUAUUCAAGAGGCCUUUGCUAUGUCGGCACCUGUUGAAGCCAGUGACGAACCUACUCUCCUCAAGAAACUUCUCGCUAGUCGGAAGAUAGGUCAAGGUUACAAGGACGCUUUGAAUAGUCUUCACGGGACAAACGGGCAUUCUGCAAGUUUAUGGAAAGACUACUACUUGGAUCACAAGGACCGCAUCGAUUCAUGGAUUGCAAUGUGCAUUCAGAAGGAGAAGGAGAAGGAACAGAGUCGCACUCCGGUUUCCGCUACCCCCCAGCCACCGAUGGAGAAUAAAGAUGUCCGCAAGGUGUCGGUUCCGACGAUAAAGAAGCCCUCUCCCGCCUCGUUUAAGCGUGAGCCGUCGCCUCAGGCGUCUAGUUCUCGGGUUUCUUUGACAGCUCCACCUGGCCGCCCAGCUAUCAAGAAGUCAAGAAAGUCGGAAACCCCUGCGCCCAAAGAACCAAUGCCAGCAGCGGGCCGCAGAAAUACGAUGAAUAGCCUUUCUGCCCCAUCUCCGGUGUUCGGUGCCCGUUUGCCUGCUCCCAAUGCAGAUGUCAGGAUCCCCGAGCCCCCGUCGCGUUCACCCAGCCCUCCCACCAACAUUAUUCCGCAUGUAAGAGGAAAUAAGUAUACCAAAGAGGACCGCGAAUUCUUCAUUAAAUUCGUCGGAUGGCGACUAAAGCAAGACCCCACACUUAAUCGACAAGACUUAUGUGAAUUGCUUGCAAAAAAGGCACCUCAUCAUACGGCGCAAUCAUGGGCGUCUCACUGGUCAAAUAACCAUGACUUGCCAGACAAGAUUCUUGCUGCAGCCAAAGGUGACGACUACUCAUCUGAAGAGGAGUCCAGUGAAGAGGAAGAAGUUCCGGUAAAGCGACGACCAAAAUAUAAAGACCCUUCAACAACAGAAGAAGAGGAUUCGGACUCAGAAGAGGAACUUGAAGAGUCUGACAGUGAUGACAGCAAGCCCGUGCGACACUAUUCCGAGAAGGAAAUGGGGACCAGUGGUACUCCGUUCAAUGAUGCGGAUCAGUUCAUCGCGGCAAAGUAUAUUGCCAACUUCCCUCACUGGGAAACAGCCACCUCGAAGGACCGCUGGGAUCCUUUCCAUGCAAAGUACCCUCAGCGAUCUGCGAAAUCGUGGGCAGAAUAUUAUAGGAGAUGCCAGGGUCCCCUCCUCAAGUUAGCCAAGAGAAUUAAGCGCGAAGGUACUGCACAACCUCAAGUCGAUUCUCAGUGUGCGCGGCCUACGCGAGGCUUGCCGAAACGCAAAAUGGACUCUGACCCAAGCGAUGACACUACUCCGAAGCGCGGCAAAAGGGAAGCAGAUUGA